GGUUCUUGUGUGUGUGUGUGUGCACGCACCCGCUCACGGUUGGAUGGGUGAAUGCAUUGGGUGGGAGGGUGUGUGUGGAUGUGAAUCACCAUGUGCUAUGUUUUGUAUUCAGAGACUACAUUGGGAAUCCUCAAGAAAGCUCGCUGGUUUCACAUCACUGUCCCUUUUGAGAGGGAAACAGGCCUUAAGACAGCCAGGCAAAAAGUUAAUGCUCUGAGUAUACUGCUGAGGGACUUUCCAACUCAAGAGCUGUGGUCUGCAUCAGAGCCUGAGGAGAUGGUGGAAGAAAUGGAGAGAAUUUUUGGGCACAUGCGUCGGCGGGCCGUGACUAUGAAAAUGAUGCCAACAGAUGCUGCCUCUGAUCCACUUGUAUGGAGUGUUGCCUUCGUGGAUGCAUUAUCACGGGACCUUGCAAAUCAGCUAAUCCGCGAGCUUGGGGCAAAGAAUCUGAUGGCGCUUGCAUUUGAGGAAUUUGAUAAGGCAACAGCUGGAUGUGCAAGCUUGUUUGAUGUUUGGUUGAAGGAGUCAUUUCGAUUUUGUAAGCAUGUCUCAGAUCUUGCCAAGCGGAAUAAGGGUGGAAGACUUUUUCCAAGGGUGAGAACAUAUCUGGGCGAUAAUUGUCCCUCUUACCAAGUGCAGAGUGCUGGCUGUGUUUGGAGCUCAUGCCACCCUUAUCCUCCGCAGCAUACACCUAUGUGUUAUAUGCUUGGUAGUCCUGGUGUAAUGAACCCAACUUCAUAAGAUCACAAUCAAAUCUCAGAUGAACACACACUGCUAAAGUCAAUGAACAGAAGCAAAUUAAGACAGUAAAGAGAUAAGACUAUG
Chara braunii is the source of this 825-nucleotide messenger RNA. The record is from the annotation of a GenBank genome assembly. NCBI's taxonomy places the organism in Eukaryota, Viridiplantae, Streptophyta, Charophyceae, Charales, Characeae.